Messenger RNA from Anarrhichthys ocellatus (wolf-eel), 893 nucleotides. RefSeq names its product somatostatin family member 6.1 (gene sst6.1). The record is from RefSeq and is a predicted model, not a curated record. Bases 228 to 560 code for a protein of 110 amino acids. The transcript has 2 exons. Lineage: Eukaryota; Metazoa; Chordata; Actinopteri; Perciformes; Anarhichadidae. Gene Ontology annotation, cellular component: extracellular region. Gene Ontology annotation, biological process: adenylate cyclase-inhibiting G protein-coupled receptor signaling pathway; regulation of cell migration. Gene Ontology annotation, molecular function: G protein-coupled receptor binding; neuropeptide hormone activity.
UGGACGUAGAGCAGAAGAAACAUCAGUGGAUUCCAAAUCUUGUGACCAGCUGCCACCAACUGCACUGCACUGCACUUUCUCCACCACUCUCCUCUGGAUCUCUGAGCUGCUCAGACUCUUCAUCUCUCUCUUUCUCAAACACACACUCACUCACACACUCGUAUCUCCGUGAGCCUCCUGCUCCUGUGGCUGUAACUCUGGUCAGUCACCGGCACUCCUGUCACAGCAUGCAGCUCCUGGUGGUGUUAGCAGCUCUCAUGGGGGUUCUGUUCAGCGUUAGAGCAGCCACCUUGCUUCCCUUGGAGGAUAGGGGCUCCAUCCAUGUGAGCAGGGAGCUGAGCAAAGAGCGCAAGGAGCUGAUCCUGAAGCUGGUGUCAGGCUUGUUGGAUGGAGCUCUGGACACCAACAUGCUGCCGGGGGAAGCAGCACCUGUGGAGCUUGAGGAGCCGCUGGAGUCUCGUCUGGAGGAGAGGGCGGUCUACAACAGGCUAUCAUUGCCUCAGCGUGACCGCAAAGCCCCCUGUAAAAACUUCUUCUGGAAAACGUUCACCUCCUGCUAACAGUGCUCUGCCCGCCUACUGUGCUCCUUCUCCCUGCCAGCUCCUCAUGAACUGUAGUAGACCUCAGCUGUACAUAUCAUCUACACCUGUCAGACAUCGAUGGACUUCACUGACACAAUGUGUCUGUUUAAAUAUUAAUUAUAUACGUAUCUUUUUAUGUGUACAAUAUAUGUAUUUAUGUAUGUAGCCGUUUCUUUAAGGGUCAACAAUAAAGCAUGGAUAUAUAACGUUUGAGAUGGUGAUCACAGUUAAGUGCUUUUGUAAAUUGUUCAAAAAAAGAUAAGGUCAUAUUUUCCACCUGCUUCAACAAUAUAAAUGCAAUGUCCAAAUUCA